GGGCGUGGCUAGAGGAGGGGCGGAGCGCUGCUGAUUGGCUAGGAGGCAGGGGGCGGGCGCUGCUCGUGGAGACGCGGCGGUGAUUGGUCGGUCGCGGCAGGCAGGCUUCUGGAUUGGUCCGCGGCGUUCUGGCAGGUUCCAGAAGGAGGCUGAGCGGGCUAUAAAAGGGGCGCGGGCGGCGCGGCAACGGCAGAACGCGCCGCGGCAGGCAGCGGGAGCGGGUGGCGGGGACGUGACCGGGAGCCAACGAGCAGCUGAUCGCAGAAAGCCGCCGUCAUGUCUGGCAAAGGGCCGGCGAUCGGCAUCGACCUGGGCACCACGUACUCGUGUGUGGGCGUCUUCCAGCAUGGCAAAGUGGAGAUCAUCGCCAACGACCAGGGCAACCGCACCACGCCCAGCUACGUGGCCUUCACCGAUACCGAGCGGCUCAUCGGCGACGCCGCCAAGAACCAGGUGGCGAUGAACCCCACCAACACCAUCUUCGAUGCCAAGCGCCUCAUCGGCCGCAAGUACGAUGACCCCACCGUGCAGUCGGACAUGAAGCACUGGCCCUUCCGCGUGGUGAACGAGGGUGGCAAGCCCAAGGUGCAGGUGGAGUACAAGGGCGAGAUGAAGACCUUCUUCCCCGAGGAGAUCAGCUCCAUGGUGCUUACCAAGAUGAAGGAGAUUGCUGAGGCCUAUCUGGGGCGCAAGGUGCAGAACGCUGUCAUCACGGUGCCUGCUUACUUCAAUGACUCCCAGCGCCAGGCCACCAAAGAUGCUGGCACCAUCACCGGCCUGAACGUGAUGCGUAUUAUCAACGAGCCCACAGCAGCUGCGAUAGCCUACGGCUUGGACAAGAAAGGUACUCGGGCUGGCGAGAAGAACGUGCUCAUCUUUGACUUGGGAGGGGGCACUUUUGAUGUUUCCAUCCUUACCAUUGAGGAUGGCAUCUUUGAGGUGAAGUCCACAGCUGGGGACACCCACCUGGGGGGGGAGGACUUUGACAACCGCAUGGUGAACCACUUUGUGGAAGAAUUCAAGCGUAAGCACAAGCGUGACAUUGCUGGCAAUAAGCGUGCGGUGAGGCGACUGCGUACGGCUUGCGAGAGGGCGAAGCGCACUCUCAGCUCUUCCACGCAAGCUAGCAUUGAGAUCGACUCCCUGUACGAGGGCAUUGACUUCUACACUUCCAUUACUCGUGCCCGCUUUGAGGAGCUCAAUGCCGACCUCUUCCGUGGCACCCUGGAGCCUGUAGAAAAGGCCCUGCGUGAUGCCAAGCUAGACAAGGGCCAGAUCCAGGAGAUCGUGCUGGUUGGAGGCUCCACCCGUAUCCCCAAGAUCCAGAAACUACUACAGGACUUCUUCAAUGGCAAAGAGCUCAACAAGAGCAUCAAUCCUGAUGAGGCUGUUGCUUACGGUGCGGCCGUGCAAGCGGCUAUCCUCAUGGGAGACAAGUCCGAGAACGUGCAGGAUCUGCUCCUGCUGGAUGUCACCCCCCUGUCCCUGGGCAUCGAGACAGCCGGCGGGGUGAUGACCGCCCUCAUCAAGCGUAACACCACCAUUCCCACCAAACAAACGCAGACCUUCACCACCUACUCAGACAACCAGAGCAGUGUCCUGGUCCAGGUGUACGAGGGUGAGAGGGCCAUGACCAAGGACAACAACUUGCUGGGCAAGUUUGAUCUGACAGGCAUCCCCCCAGCGCCCCGUGGGGUCCCCCAGAUCGAGGUUACUUUCGACAUAGAUGCCAAUGGUAUCCUGAACGUCAGUGCGGUAGACAAGAGCACGGGUAAGGAGAACAAGAUAACCAUCACCAACGACAAGGGUCGCCUCAGCAAGGAUGACAUUGACCGUAUGGUGCAAGAAGCAGAGAAAUACAAAGCAGAGGAUGAAGCCAACAGAGAUCGGGUGGGAGCCAAGAACUCGCUCGAGUCCUACACUUACAACAUGAAGCAGACGGUGGAGGAUGAUAAACUGAAGGGAAAGAUCAGUGACCAGGACAAGCAGAAAGUGCUCGACAAGUGCCGGGAGGUGAUCUCUUGGCUCGAUCGCAACCAGAUGGCUGAGAAAGAAGAGUACGAGCACAAGCAGAAAGAGCUGGAGAAACUCUGCAACCCGAUCGUCACAAAAUUGUACCAGGGAGCUGGAGGAGCUGGGGCAGGUGGAUCCGGUGGCCCGACCAUCGAAGAAGUAGAUUAAAAGGACUGAGCACAGACUGGUUUAUGGACAGUCACUCCAUUCUUUGCUUUAUAUUUUUCUAACGUUUAAGAAAAACGUCAUUGCCAAUAACAGAGUUUAUUCUGUUGGGUGUGUAUAAAGGCAGAUCUAUCAGCUUGGUUUUGAUAAAAGGGAAGGCACGUCCUGCUUUAUAAGGUUAGUAAUAGAGAAGUUUUGUUAAUUCAGAUACAGCUACUUGUAUUCUGGAUGUUUGUCUCUGUUUAAGUGUCUCUUCUAAAGUAACCACGCAACUGUUGCAGUUGACAAGUUUCAAGUUAUGCAUGGGGAAAAAAAAAACUUUAU
Anas platyrhynchos (mallard) is the source of this 2502-nucleotide messenger RNA. RefSeq names its product heat shock protein family A (Hsp70) member 2 (gene HSPA2). Gene Ontology annotation, molecular function: ATP-dependent protein folding chaperone; ATP binding. Lineage: Eukaryota; Metazoa; Chordata; Aves; Anseriformes; Anatidae. The record is from RefSeq and is marked provisional.